This is a messenger RNA of Conger conger (European conger), 3390 nucleotides long. Its product is annotated as serine/threonine-protein phosphatase alpha-2 isoform-like. Gene Ontology annotation, molecular function: protein serine/threonine phosphatase activity. The transcript is spliced from 7 exons. Gene Ontology annotation, cellular component: nucleus; cytoplasm. The record is from RefSeq and is a predicted model, not a curated record. The coding region runs from base 469 to 1464 and encodes 331 amino acids. NCBI's taxonomy places the organism in Eukaryota, Metazoa, Chordata, Actinopteri, Anguilliformes, Congridae.
UCCCGCCUUUUUCGCACUCUCUCAGCGCAGCUAGUCCUUUUAAAGUUCCGUAGAGGAACAGAAAAUACACACGACAAAUCACCAGAAAAAAAAAAUAAUAAAAAAAAAAGGAAGAAAAAAGAAAGCGUAGUUGAAAUUUUGACUCUGAAACGGAGGACAUCAGUCACACGAAAGAUACAUAUCGCGCUUAUUAAAGUUAUUAUUAGCUAGCUAUCGAUAGUAGGAAUAAGUUAGCAGAUAGCUGUAUUAGCUAACAUUUGCUAUCGAUAGCUAGCUAGCUAAUAAUAUUAUUUAGAGUAUUAUUUAUUCCCUCUCUUAAAUAGCGACAAACUGUACGCGAAACUUAAAGUAGCUAGCUACACAUUUGGGCAUUGUUCUGGGUGGGGGUUGUAUUUUUACUUCGACGACGAAGGACAUCGGUAGCUGCGGAGAGAAAGGCCGUCUGAAAACGACAAAAAAUCCAAUAAAAUGGCGGAGCCGGACAAAUUAAACAUUGACUCCAUAAUACAACGUCUCCUAGAAGUGAAGGGCUCUCGGCCCGGGAAGAAUGUGCAGCUGACGGAGAGUGAGAUCCGGGGCCUCUGCCUGAAGUCUCGUGAGAUCUUCCUGAGCCAGCCCAUCUUGCUCGAGCUGGAGGCUCCGCUCAAGAUCUGCGGUGAUGUUCACGGGCAGUACUACGACCUGCUGCGGCUCUUUGAGUACGGGGGGUUCCCCCCCGAGAGUAACUACCUGUUCCUGGGGGACUACGUGGACCGGGGCAAGCAGAGCCUGGAGACCAUCUGCCUGCUGCUGGCCUACAAGGUCAAGUACCCCGAGAACUUCUUCCUGCUGCGCGGGAAUCACGAGUGCGCCUCCAUCAACCGCAUCUACGGCUUCUACGACGAGUGUAAGAGGCGGUAUAACAUCAAGCUGUGGAAGACCUUCACAGACUGCUUCAACUGCCUGCCUGUGGCCGCCAUCGUCGACGAGAAGAUCUUCUGCUGCCACGGCGGCCUGUCCCCGGAUCUGCAGUCGAUGGAGCAGGUGCGCAGGGUCAUGCGGCCCACGGACGUGCCGGACCAGGGGCUGCUGUGCGACCUGCUGUGGGCCGACCCGGACAAGGACGUGCUGGGCUGGGGGGAGAACGACCGCGGCGUGUCCUUCACCUUCGGGGCUGACGUGGUGGCCAAGUUCCUGCACAAACACGACAUGGACCUCAUCUGCAGGGCACACCAGGUAGUGGAGGAUGGGUAUGAAUUCUUUGCGAAACGACAGCUAGUCACUCUGUUCUCCGCCCCGAACUACUGCGGCGAGUUUGACAAUGCAGGAGCCAUGAUGAGCGUUGAUGAGACCCUCAUGUGCUCCUUCCAGAUCCUGAAGCCAGCGGAUAAGAAGCUGUAUUACACUGGAGGAGGGGGCAUGGGCUCUGGACGCCCCGUCACCCCCCCUCGAAAUUCAGCCAAGGGUGGAAAGGCCAAGAAAUAACACCUGCUCACACCCCCUCCCUGCUUUCCUCUUCCACCUCUUCCUCCUCUUCAUCACCAAACAGAAACCAAGCAAAACAGUUCCCAGGGUUUAGUCUUUCUCCGUGCUGAUGAUGCAGAAAUGUUUUAAAGUGUGAGUGCGUGUAUGAGUGAAGUUCCGUCUAUUUGUCACCAUACACACACACACACACACACACGUUUGUGCGCACACACACACGCAGACGUGCGUACGCACACAUCCGCUCACACACUCAAACGUACAGACUGACGCACUCACCCAGACCUGCACACACCCUCCCUUCCUCCCCCUGCCUGUGAGUGCAUCUCCUCUUUAUUACCGUGCUGUGCUGGGGGCGGGUUCUAGGGGCUCACCAUCAUGCUUUAAAUACGCCUGGCUGUUUUACUGUUUGCCUGCGUGUGGGAAGAGGGUCAGCACGCACACAGACCGGCGGCCAUUUUGUACGGACGGGCUCUCUCGCGCUUGAACACGUUUCAGGUCUGAUAUGAAAUUAAGUGUUUUGUAGAGGACAGCAGUGUUUUUUUUAUUUUUGAUUAACCUCUUGCCAGGAGAGAGAAGUGAAUUUCAGCGCUGAGUUGCGUGCCAUCUGCAGGGCCACAGGGCCCUGGGGUCGACACACAAGCCCAUUCAGCCCAUUCUUAUUUUAUUUUAACCCCCUUCUAAAUUGCAUGCCGCCGGUUGAUGAAUGCAUAAGUGUCAUUCUGCUUUACGGCCCAUUUUCUCUGCUUCCCAUCCCCCACCCUGGACUGAGACCAGCCAGCCGAACCACACGCUGGGGGAGCGUGGUCGGUAGCGCCCCUGCUGCCCGUCACACGUGCGUGCGCACAGCGCUGCUCCAGGCUGACCGGGUCAGAAGACGCACAGCAACCACAUUCUGCCGUGUGGAUACGCUGGAAAGGGCAGGGACGUCUUGUAGCGUUUCCCUGCUGAAGGACCCGGGCAAUGGUUUUUACGUUGGCAUGGGUAAACGAGUUCUGGCUGUAAUUAUAGAUGCUGUUUAACCCCCCCCCCCCCCAGUUUACUCUAGCACCUGGGUGAAGGCUGAAGUUUGGCUGUUUGGAAGUCUCCCUUGUGACCUUAGGCAGUGGAAUAUAGUGUGCAAAAAUUCUUGAAAUGGGAUUGGUUCUGCAUCAAUGAGUUUUAACAUUGUAGCAUAGCAAAUUUGCCAUGGAGAAAAUGUCAUCAUUCACCAUUUGUCUGUUGGUUAAAAGUAUGUGUGACUUUCUCUUGUGCUUUUGUUUCUUUUUGUUUUUUUGGGGGGUUUUUUUAACCUAGAAGGUGAGGCUUUAAGUUUGUAAUACUGCUUUACUGUAAUACAGACAAUCCGAUUUGUUGAACCGUACGUACUUUAAAGGCAAGCCUGAAAUCUGUAUGUUUAGAAACCCAACCGGACAGGACACUGUCAGAAUGGUCCUGACAUGUAAGGUUAGGGGAUCAUGUUACAGGAGUACAUCAAAUUCCCUCACUUUCUCCUGGACAGACAGGAGCGAGGAUCCAGUGUGAAUGCAAGCGCAACUUUAAUUUUAUUCCUAUUAUUGGACUUACCUUAAGAAUAUCUAUAUUAUUAUUAUUCUUUUUUUUUUUUUUUUUUUUUUUUACCAGACAGAGAUAAGUAGGGUAAUGUAGAUAAUGUGAGUUUGUAAAUUCUUUUUUUCUUUCUUUUUUAAUUUUUUUUUUUAUUUCUCAACCAAUCAGGGACCUUUUCCCCCAUGCACUGUUGCUGGGUAGAAUUCAGACUUUAAACAGAAUAAUUGCGAUAAAUGAAUCAAUAGGUUUAAAAAAAAAAAAAAAAAAAAUGGAAAAAAAAAGAAAUAUGCUAUUUUUUAUUUUUUAUGUAAUUUGUUUUCCAACCAAUCACAGAUCUUGUCUCUCUGUUACCAGGUAGAAAAUAAAAAUAGUGUAUUUGUA